Pan troglodytes (chimpanzee) is the source of this 2414-nucleotide messenger RNA. RefSeq names its product olfactomedin like 1 (gene OLFML1). The transcript is spliced from 3 exons. The coding region runs from base 486 to 1694 and encodes 402 amino acids. Gene Ontology annotation, biological process: signal transduction. The record is from RefSeq and is a predicted model, not a curated record. NCBI's taxonomy places the organism in Eukaryota, Metazoa, Chordata, Mammalia, Primates, Hominidae.
GUUGGGGGUGGUUUGUGUUGGGGAAGGCCUGUGAUUGGACUGCAGAAUCCACUAGGGAGGAGGAAAGCAAAAGUAAAAAGGAAAUAGCUGGGGGAAGGGAACGGGGGGAAGCCAUCUUCACCCCCCACCCCAAUGCACACACAAUUAAGCCAGGAAGCAGCUUGCAACCACUAGCCUGGGGAGGGUCCGCAUGUGUCAAGGGUGAGGACAACAGAUGCUGGACCCAGGGAGCUCUCUGGCACAAGUCAGUCUACAAGGCCUCAGGGACCAACUUGCCAACAGCUGGACUUGAUCACUAGUUGGCAAACUGAGCUCACGUAUCGGGUGGAAUAACAAGCGGACUUUGCUCUCUGCUGUGCGAAACGCUGUUUUUAGAGGAUUUGCCACAGCAGCGGAUAGAAAGCAGGAGAGCACCACCGGAGCCCUUGAGACAUCCUUGAGAAGAGCCACAGCAUAAGAGACUGCCCUGCCUGGCGUUUUGCAGGAUGACGGUGGCCCUUCGAGGAGCUUCUGCAUUGCUGGUUCUGUUCCUUGCAGCUUUUCUGCCCCCGCCGCAGCGUGCCCAGGACCCAGCCAUGGUGCAUUACAUCUACCAGCGCUUUCGAGUCUUGGAGCAAGGGCUGGAAAAAUGUACCCAAGCAACGAGGGCAUACAUUCAAGAAUUCCAAGAGUUCUCAAAAAAUAUAUCUGUCAUGCUGGGAAGAUGUCAGACCUACACAAGUGAGUACAAGAGUGCAGUGGGUAACUUGGCACUGAGAGUUGAACGUGCCCAACGGGAGAUUGACUACAUACAAUACCUUCGAGAGGCUGACGAGUGCAUCGAAUCAGAGGACAAGACACUGGCAGAAAUGUUGCUCCAAGAAGCUGAAGAAGAGAAAAAGAUCCGGACUCUGCUGAAUGCAAGCUGUGACAACAUGCUGAUGGGCAUAAAGUCUCUGAAAAUAGUGAAGAAGAUGAUGGACACACAUGGCUCUUGGAUGAAAGAUGCUGUCUAUAACUCUCCAAAGGUGUACUUAUUAAUUGGAUCCAGAAACAACACUGUUUGGGAAUUUGCAAACAUACGGGCAUUCAUGGAGGAUAACACCAAGCCAGCUCCCCGGAAGCAAAUCCUAACACUUUCCUGGCAGGGAACAGGCCAAGUGAUCUACAAAGGUUUUCUAUUUUUUCACAACCAAGCGACUUCUAAUGAGAUAAUCAAAUAUAACCUGCAGAAGAGGACUGUGGAAGAUCGAAUGCUGCUCCCAGGAGGGGUAGGCCGAGCGUUGGUUUACCAGCACUCCCCCUCAACUUACAUUGACCUGGCUGUGGAUGAGCAUGGGCUCUGGGCCAUCCACUCCGGGCCAGGCACUCAUAGCCAUUUGGUUCUCACAAAGAUUGAGCCGGGCACACUGGGAGUGGAGCAUUCAUGGGAUACCCCAUGCAGAAGCCAGGAUGCUGAAGCCUCAUUCCUCUUGUGUGGGGUUCUCUAUGUGGUCUACAGUACUGGGGGCCAGGGCCCUCAUCGCAUCACCUGCAUCUAUGAUCCACUGGGCACUAUCAGUGAGGAGGACUUGCCCAACUUGUUCUUCCCCAAGAGACCAAGAAGUCACUCCAUGAUCCAUUACAACCCCAGAGAUAAGCAGCUCUAUGCCUGGAAUGAAGGAAACCAGAUCAUUUACAAACUCCAGACAAAGAGAAAGCUGCCUCUGAAGUAAUGCAUUACAGCUGUGAGAAAGAGCACUGUGGCUUUGGCAGCUGUUCUACAGGACAGUGAGGCUACAGCCCCUUCACAAUAUAGUAUCCCUCUAAUCACACACAGGAAGAGUGUGUAGAAGUGGAAAUACGUAUGCCUCCUUUCCCAAAUGUCACUGCCUUAGGUAUCUUCCAAGAGCUUAGAUGAGAGCAUAUCAUCAGGAAAGUUUCAACAAUGUCCAUUACUCCCCCAAACCUCCUGGCUCUCAAGGAUGACCACAUUCUGAUACAGCUUACUUCAAGCCUUUUGUUUUACUGCUCCCAAGCAUUUACUGUAACUCUGCCAUCUUCCCUCCCACACUUAGAGUUGUAUGCCAGCCCCUAAUAUUCACCACUGGCUUUUCUCUCCCCUGGCCUUUGCUGAAGCUCUUCCCUCUUUUUCAAAUGUCUAUUGAUAUUCUCCCAUUUUCACUGCCCAACUAAAAUACUAUUAAUAUUUCUUUCUUUUCUUUUCUUUUUUUUUGAGACGAGGUCUCACUAUGUUGCCCAGGCUGGUCUCAAACUCCAGAGCUCAAGAGAUCCUCCUGCCUCAGCCUCCUAAGUACCUGGGAUUACAGGCAUGUGCCACCACACCUGGCUUAAAAUACUAUUUCUUAUUGAGGUUUAACCUCUAUUUCCCCUAGCCCUGUCCUUCCACUAAGCUUGGUAGAUAUAAUAAUAAAGUAAAAAUAUUAACAUUUGAA